Melanaphis sacchari is the source of this 837-nucleotide messenger RNA. RefSeq names its product mitochondrial inner membrane protease subunit 2. NCBI's taxonomy places the organism in Eukaryota, Metazoa, Arthropoda, Insecta, Hemiptera, Aphididae. The transcript is spliced from 3 exons. Gene Ontology annotation, molecular function: serine-type endopeptidase activity. Gene Ontology annotation, biological process: mitochondrial respiratory chain complex assembly. The coding region runs from base 162 to 632 and encodes 156 amino acids. The record is from RefSeq and is a predicted model, not a curated record. Gene Ontology annotation, cellular component: membrane; mitochondrial inner membrane peptidase complex.
CACGAAUUUUCCUAUCACUAUUCACCGGUCAAAUGAAAAAAUUUUUGAACUUCAAAGUUCUGACGUUCUGAGUUUCUGACUAUGUGUUGAGUAAUAUGACCCGUUUUAGAUUUGUCGAUUCAUGAUUGCCGGUUAGUACUCAUUAAAUCACUUCAAUUCAAAUGGGAGUUUGGUGUCAAAUAAAAAAUGUUGUGAUUGGCGUGGCUAUUGGACGCACAGUCAUAGACACGUUUGGGUCUGUGGCUAGAGUUGAUGGAAUUUCUAUGCAACCAACAUUCAAUCCAAAUAACACGGCAGACUUUGUGUUUCUAUCAUAUAUUCCAGUGCGAUUUGAUUCUAUUAAGCGCGGUGAUAUUAUUGUGGCCUUAUCACCUAGAUGUCCAAAUGAGACAAUUAUUAAACGUGUAACUGGUGUUGAAGGUGACAUUGUAGUAUUAAAAAAGAAAAAUAGUAGUUCAGGGGAAAAAAAAGUUGUGCCUAAAGGAUACUAUUGGAUUGAAGGUGAUCAUAAAGGCCAUACAUAUGAUUCUACUAGUUUUGGUCCGAUUUCUAAAGGACUUGUUGUUGCUAAGGUUUCAGUUAUAGUUUGGCCUCCCAGUAGAUGGCAACUACUUCAGUCCCACCAUAAAUAAGUAAUAUUCAAUCUUGAAGACUAUUAUAAAGAAAGAUUGAAGUCAAAUUUCAUUUAUUUUAGCUGAAUUGCAGUCGAGCUUAAGAAGUUAAAGAUAAUAAAUUCUCAAUUAUCCACAGUCUUCCAUAGAACUGAGUUAUUUUAAGAAAUACAAAUUAUGUUAAUGCAUGAUAAUAAUAUUACAAAGUAUGUAUAAAAAAUCAUUA